AAAAUGGGAUAUACCAGGUUAAAACAGCAGGAUAUUAUUUAACUUUCGUCUUUCAUCUGAAUUGGAUUAUUCAGAAUAAAGUAAAAUGGCGGUGAAUCCUAUGGAUGAGGAUGAUCCAGUGAGUUCUGUAAUGAAAGAACUCGCUGCUCUUCAACAACAAACAUCCAUUGUUCGAUCACCGGAGUCUGGGAAUGUUCGAGUAAAGUUUGAAUUUUUUGGCGAAAGAAGAAUGUCAUACUUUCAUAGACCACUUCUUCUCCAAGAUUUACAAAUAACCGUCAAAAAGAAUUUCGGUCGACUCCUGAUGAUGCUAUUUUCUGCUGGUGGAAAUAAUGAUAUUUAUCUACCAAUAACAACACAAAAAGAUGUCGAUCAAAUGGUAGAGUUUUUUGAUUCAAAUCCUGGAAUGAAAAAUAUUAAAAUAUCAUUAAAAGAAAUCCCUAUAGCUACGUCACCGAGAACAUCAAAGAAGCUGCCAUCGCCUAUACACAGAUUGCAGUCUCCAACUCUGCCGAACCAGGGAAGAUAUUCGCCACCUCCUGGUACAAUAGAUGAGGAUGAGGUUAAAGGUCAUCGUGGAUCUAUAACUUCACUCAACAGUGAGGGAGAAUUUAUACCUGAUAAAAAUGUUCCGAUGUAUGGAUCACCCGUUAUUCACAGCAGCUCUACAUCUUUAGACAGCAGUAUGUCAAGUCCACAUGGCCCAACAGAUCAUUGGUAUGAUAAACUAGGCAGAGUGCUGAGCUACCCAGAUGAUAUAGCAUAUGCACAAGAUAAUCAAAUGCACGUGCAACAAAUAUCCAGUGGAGGAACUUAUCCUAGAAGAUUACAUGCUCGUCCAGAAGAAACAAACGAUCACAAUCUAGAUAUUUCUCGAUCUUUUCCUCGUAUCCGACCGCCAAGCAAUAAUUCCUCAAGAUAUUUACCAAGCAAUUCAUAUUUUAUGAAGAAAUCACCAAAUAAUAUGUCGUCCAUGAGCAAUUGCAGCAGUACAAGCAGUAUUGGUAUUGAAAUGGAAGAACCUGGCCAUCAAUUUACCACUCCUAUGUCAACUACUUCAUUUUCUUCAGGUCAUCGAACCUCAUCAUCUUCAUCAUUAGGAAGACAACAACACAGGAGAAGUGCUGGUGAAAUGAUUGUGGGUGAUCAGAAUUCUUCUUUGAUGUUGUCACCGAAACCCCCAGCAAAUUGGAAGAGAGGUAAAGUCCUUGGUCACGGUGCUUUUGGAAAAGUAUAUGCAGCGUAUGAUGCUGACACAGGAAGAGAAUUAGCUGUCAAACAAGUACCAGUACAGAGUGAUAGCACUGGUACAUCCAAGGAAAUCAAAGCACUGUUGACUGAAAUAGAUUUAUUACGUCGACUAUCACAUGACAGAAUUGUUCAAUACUAUGGUUCAUGUGAAGAUACAAAUACACUGUCCGUUUUUAUGGAAUACAUGCCAGGGGGAUCCGUUAAGGACGAAAUCAAAUCAUACGGUGCUUUAACAGAACAAGUUACAUGUAAAUAUAGUCGACAAAUAUUAGAAGGUUUAUCAUACUUACAUCAAUAUAACAUCCUUCAUCGAGAUAUAAAAGGAGCUAAUGUUUUACGAGAUGCUUCAGGAAAUGUAAAACUCGGUGAUUUCGGUGCUGCUAAGCGAUUACAGACUAUUUUAACUGCAUCGGGACAAACAGUAGUAGGUACUCCAUAUUGGAUGAGUCCUGAAGUUAUCGAGGGCAAAGGAUAUGGAAGAAGAGCUGAUAUUUGGAGCCUCGGAUGCACUGUUGUUGAAAUGUUGACAACGCGUCCUCCAUGGUAUGAAUUUGAAGCCAUGGCAGCUUUAUUUAAAAUAGCAACUCAACCAACCAAACCAGAACUGCCUCCCACUGUGUCACAAUCUUGUCGCGAUUUUAUAACGAUCAUUUUUGUUGACAAAGAUCAACGACCAUACACUGAUGAUAUUAUUAGUCAUAAAUGGUUUCAAGGAAUGUAUUUCUGAAACAUAUAAGAUUAUGCAAAAUUGAACUGAUAUAGCAUCAAAACAGACUCAAUGUUAUCCUCCAGUGAUAUAUUAGCAUGCGCUAACAUGUCGAGUAACGUUUUUAUGGACCGAAGCUUUGGAAGACUGAAUCACAGGGGAGAAAUAUCUUCAGGAAGUUCGUUUUACAGUAAAGGAGCCAUUUAUGUACAUCCAUAUUGAAGUUACCUCACUCGAUGGUACUUAUGAUUAAUGACUCUUGCUUAUAAUAUGGAGAAUUUAUUCUUUUCCAGAAUCUCCCUACUUUUGAUAUUGGUACCGGAAUUUCAGGUGCAGUGUAAAUGACAUAAUGUUGUAUUCAAAAUAUUCUCAAUGUCUCAUUCGAUAUCAACAGAAAUAAUGGAUCUCACUCUCAACUGUGUUAAAAAUUUCAGAACAUACAUUCUCCCUAAGUUUUUUGAUAUAGAGUAAUGCCAAUUGCCAUUUCGCAAAUUUUGGAUGUCACAAAUUUGAGAGUAUUCAAAAAGAAUUUCAAACUCAUUGCAUCCUAUUUCGAAUUCUUAUACUGCUAUGGAAUUGAUGCAAUAGCCCACCAUGCAUUUGAAUUAUUUGGGUGGAUAAAUUCAAAACAUAUUUGUCAAAUUUAAUGUUUUUCAGAAUAUCCUUAUCAUUUAGCGGACAUUGAAAAAACUUUCUGCCGUGAAUUGAAAAUCUUCAUACACUGCAUUGUGUUUAUGAAAAUCGAAUUUAUCAACUAAUUUUACAGAUUGUUGUUGUUUCAAUUUGAUGAAUAAAUCUCAUGUUUUGUGCACACUUUAGCAACUCUUUUUAUUUUAUCUUAUUGUUUAUCAACUAGUAAGAUUAAAUAAUAAAUUACUUUCUAAUUCUUGCCUAUUAUAUCUUACAAUUGUGUGAUUAAUGUUUUCUAAUUCAUGUCGAGAGCAGAGAAUCAAUUCUAAAUAUUUUAUUUUUUCACCUUAUAUAAUACUUAUACUAUUGAGUCAUAUCGUAUGAUUUGAAUACAUGAAUCGAUGAAUUUUAAAGUGUUUAGAUCAUUCCUACAGUUCUGUGCAUAAACAAUUAUGCUAGGCAAUACCUUAUAGAAUCCUGGAUCUGUACCUCGAGCAGAAAACAGCCACACAAUGUUCAACUUCUUGAAUGUUCGGAAUCACAGCGUUCACAAUCAGCAGAAAUAUCACUUUUUAGUUUGGACACUCAUAUUGUCAAUAUCACAGCCGAUCUUGGUAGAAACCUGCCUGUUCGUAUCUCAAAGUUUGCUUUAUAUAUCCAACUUUUGUGUACUGUUAUCCAAAUAGUCCCUUUGUAAACUUUAUUGGAGCUAAAAUUUCAAUAGCUUGAAAAAAUGUACUGCUCUCUGUCCUCGGAGAUCAAAUAAAUUGCCAUAUAUGGUAUCAGUUUUUUUAGAACUUGUUUGUUUUUAUACUACAAACUCUAUCGGGCCGAAUGUGAGGGCCUCAUUGCUGAUUCGGCUGAUAUUUAGAUUGUUGAUUAAACAAUUAAUAUUUGGGUUGUUCUCAUAUAAAGCAUUACGAAUAUUCAUUAAUGUACUUCAUAACAUAGGCCAUAUUUCCAAUGUGAUUAAUUAGAGCAUUUGCAAAUGUGGAAUCGUUGAACAUAUUUUCUUUAUGUUGUUGAUAUUCCCAUCUGUGAAAUCUUGUGUGGUAUGUUUAGAUAAUUUUGGUCAUUUUGAUGAAUAGGCUAUAUAUUAAAUCCGUCCUCUUAACUAUUAUUUUUUUUAUUGGAGUUUCUAUAUGAAAAAUCUGUAUUUCGAUUUCUAUCAUUUUUAUACGAAUAUGAACGUGUUUUAACUUUUUCAAAUAGUUUUUUAAUAUUUCAACUUAUCAUCUGCACUACAUAGCUCAUUUUUAAGCAUUUGUAUCUGACGUAUGUAUUUUUAAACCACUAAUUCGAAAUAUUCUUCAGAGAUACCGGUGUAUUUUCUAAUGUCCAGAUCCAAAAUUUUUAUUUCAGAGUAUAGCUAAUCAAAAUUUGACAAUAUUUGUCGAUCGGUAGUCGGUACUAAUAGUAACAACUUUUCAUCACUUUCUAGUAAUUACUAUAUUGUACAACUUAUUGAUCAUUUGCUUGGUGAAUCUUUGAGAAAACUGUUAGACUGUUAGGCUUGUUGUCAGUAGUGGGAUUCAGCCGGUUCGCACCGGUUCUAUAGAACCGUCUCACAGAAUUUUAUGAGAUCAGCGAACCGGUUAGCAUUACUGAAAAAAACAAGACUUUUUGUAACAGAACCGGCUGAAAAAUAUGACAUUUGUGUGAUGCAACAGUCUGACAAAUGAUUUGAAUCCCACCACUGGUUGUUGUCACUGAACAUGUUGGGAGUUAAUCUUGAGAUUUCAGAUCUAGCUAAUACAUGAACAUACUGAACUCUUGUCAAAUUACUCAAUACACCAUUUCAGCAUUCGCUGGUGAAUGAAAAAUUAACAGAAAACCUGAAUGAUGCGUAUUUCUAGCCACCAGAACUAUAAUUCCUUUAAAACUGUAUCUAAUCCUCUCUUGUUAUUUACAUACUCGUGCUAUUUGUGCCUUCUGAAGCUAAAGCACCAUUUUAUGUCCUAUUCCAUCCAAUCAAGUGGUUUAUGACAGUUGGUCAAAAUGCUAUAUUCAACUUGAAACCACAUACGAAAAUCUCACCAUACUUUAUUUAGACUAUCUGUGCUUUGUUGAACAAAUAGUUAAAGUGUUCUUCUCAAAUCACAUAUCAUACUGGCUCAUAAAUUGCGAAGACUUAUAAAUAUAAGUACUGGAAUAUGAUAGAACAUGUACUGCUAAGUAUAUUUCAUCUUUAAACAAAUGAAUGCCAGAAAAUGAUAUAAAAAUAUUAUUGCCCAUUUAAAUCAGCUAUUGCGCCUUGUGUAUUAAAAAAUAAAAGAGAUGCUAUUGGCCAUGCUUCGUACCAAUUUUAUUAAGUUGUUAUCUGAUUUUAGUUUAGUUUUGAGUAUAAUUUGUAUGAUUGCAGGUAAUGUCUUCCAAAAAAAAUGGCUUUAAAAUUUUCUGUAACUUUCACUGUAAGUGGAAUGUUUAUCAUUUUAAAUGAUGUGUUUCAUAAGUUUUAGUGUAUUUUCUGCUAACCCUGCUAUUUGUAACAAGAAUGACAGGUAAUAUGUCGUUUUUACAUUUCGAAUAAAUAUAUCGUGUUUAAUCAUUUGUACCUUCAGAAAGAUUACCGUUUUCAUCAUCA
Styela clava is the source of this 5171-nucleotide messenger RNA. RefSeq names its product mitogen-activated protein kinase kinase kinase 3-like. Lineage: Eukaryota; Metazoa; Chordata; Ascidiacea; Stolidobranchia; Styelidae. The record is from RefSeq and is a predicted model, not a curated record. Gene Ontology annotation, biological process: protein phosphorylation. Gene Ontology annotation, molecular function: ATP binding; protein kinase activity.